GUACAUGCCUGUGUGUGUGUGUAUGUGUCACAAUGAAGCACCGGUCUAUCUCCCGAUGGCUGAGCCAGCUUGGAUUGCCGCAGUACUGCCCAGCGUUGGAGCAGGAAUAUGACGGUGUAGAGGACCUGCUCCACCUCUCAGAGUAUGACCUUUUGGAGCUUGGAGUGCACAAUCACCUCCACCGCCUGCACCUUCUCACUUCUCUAUGCCUCCUCCAGGAGCGAGAGCGGAGGAGAGAGUUGAGGAUGAUGGCAGAGGGGCGUUUUGCCAGUCUGCCCAGGUCCCUCCAUGCACACCACGCCCUUGGAGGAGGCACUGCACACACGGGAGUCCCCUCCACCUCCCUCGGUGUCCCCGGUAGCAGCACCUGCUCCUCCAGAGGGCUCCAGGCCUCCCUCGUCUCCUCCAUGGACCUCCUCAGCUCCAGAUCUGGUUUCCCUCCAGGUCAUGGCAGCGGCCUGUCAGAGCUGCCCGCUGCUGCCUACCAGCAAAUCUCCAUUCACGGUACUCUGCCUCGACGCAAGAGAGGAGGGGCAAACCUCAACCAUGGAAACUACACCUGGGACCCCAGAGCCAAUCACACACAGCACAUACUCUGCGGGAACACGUCACAGGCUCCCGGACACGCCCAUCAACCCUUGACCUCUCCGCUGGUGCAAAACAUCAUUGACGACUUUCAUGGUUACAGGGAGCCUGCUGCCGGCCUGGACGCCACGGUGGACUAUGUUAAGUUCUCCAGAGAUCAGUUCAUCGUGGACGGCCCUUCAGAGAAACUUCGCAGAGAGCUGGAGGAAGAACUAAAGAUGAACUGCGAGGAGCCGAGAAGCCAUGCAUGGUACCACGGAGCAAUACCCAGACAGGUUGCAGAAAACUUGGUGCAGCGUGACGGAGAUUUCUUGAUCCGUGAUUCGCUGUCCAGCCCAGGAAGUUAUGUUCUGACCUGCCAGUGGCGAAAUGCUGCCCAGCACUUUAAAAUCAACAAGAAGGUAUUGAUGUUGAACGAAGCGUACUCCAGAGUCGAGUACCGGCUGGAGAGGGAAGGCUUUGACAACGUCCCUGCACUUAUAAGAUACUAUGUUGGCAACAGAAACUCUGUCUCCCAGGUGGUAGGAGCCAUUAUCUUCCAGCCGAUUAACAGAGGGCUGCCGCUGCGCUGCUUAGAGGAAAAGUACGGGCUGUCCAGCCAUCAUCGGGAGACGAUUAUAGCGCAGGAGAGGCGGAAUCAGAAGCGCCUCAGCCUCAACAUUACCAACGGACACACACACGACAAUACGCGCGCCGUGCAUGACGGCACACACUGCCGGGACAAUGGCACAAGCCGGAGCAGCCAGCUCAGGUCGAAGGAUCGCUGUGGCAGCCAACCAGCAAGUCUCAAUCAGGUCCCAGAGAGGCGACGCCCGCUCAAGGCGCACCAAUCAGAAAGCUACCUGCCUCUUGGAUCCAAACCUGACCCUCUCCUCCCAAGCCCCAACCCCAAGUCUCCAGUCUUUCGGACGGGCAGUGAGCCGGUGCUGAGCCCCUCAGUCCCACGGAGAUCUGCAGAGCUUCUGGCAGGCCAGGCCAUCCGAGGAUCUGACAGCCAGCUGUGUCCCAAACCGCCUCCCAAACCCAGCAAGGUGCCGCUGGCUCGACUGCCUCGCUCCCCCGGCCUUCUCCCCUCCAGCUCCUCCAGCCUCACAGACUCCUCCUCCACCUCCCCCAGGCUGACUGCACCUCCCCUGGACUCCACGUGUGUGGAAACUCUUGGUUCUACAUGGAUGAAUGGAGCCACCACAGGCCCUCCUGUACCUCCAGUGAAACCCCUGAAGUUCCUCCACCAGCUCCUGCCCGCAGACUCCUACAGCUCCUCACUUUCACCAGCUGAACAGUAUUCAGAUUCAGAGGCAAAAACAAGGUGGACUGAGCGGCUGCAGCCGAGCCCUGCAGAGCUGAGGUCCUGUAGGGACCCCAACACAGACCUGGACCUUCAGCCUCUGCUCUGCAGCUACGUGGAGAGACUGAGGAGAGAGGGGGAGGUAGGGAGACAGGAGGAGACGGAGGAGACGGAGGCGGGAGGAACGAGAGGACUGGAUAGAAGCUCCUAUCAUCACGCCAUCGCUGCUUUAGAAAACACCAGCGAGGAAGAAGAGGAUGACGCGGGGAGGGAGGAGGAGAAAGACAAGGGGAGCAGUUUCCAGCGGCCGGUCGAAGAGACGGAGUCGUCGUUCCGGCCGGCAGAGUUCGGAUCUCGACUCCUGCCGCCGGAGAACAAACCGCUGGAGAUGGUGGUGCUGAAGAGAGCGAAGGAGCUGCUGCUCAGCCACGAUCACCGUAGCAUCGCUAGACACCUGCUGAUGGCCGACUGCCAGGUUGCGAGGAUAGAUGGGGUGACUCCAGAGGUUAAAGGUCAGAUGGGCGUGUCCUCCGGUCUGGAGCUGGUGACGCUGCCACACGGGCGACAGCUGAGGCUGGACCUGAUGGAAAGACACCACACCAUGGCGAUAGGCGUUGCCGUGGAUAUUCUGGGUUGUACGGGCAGCGCAGACGAGCGGGCGUCCACCUUAAAUCGCAUCAUCCUGGUCGCAUUGGAGCUGAAGGACACGGUGGGCGACUUGUUCGCUUUCACGGCCCUGAUGAAAGCCCUGGACCUGCCGCAGAUCAGUCGUUUGGAGGAAACAUGGACCACUCUACGAAGGAACUACACACAGACCGCCAUCAACUACGAGAAAAUACUCAAACCUUUCUACAAGAAUCUGUAUGAGGGCACAGCUUCCUCCCCUCCGGUGGCCUGCGUCCCCCUCCUGCUGCCCCUCCUCACUUUGAUGGAGCGUCCGUCAACCACUCCUGAGGGGGCGGAGCUCUGGGAGACCAGCGACCAGGGCUGUGACAUCAUGCUGCGCCACCUGGAGGCUGCACGCGACGUCGCAGAUAACGCACACAGCUACACGGUUAACACACAGAAGAUCUUAAAAGGAUUCACAUGCGAUGAAGACCUGUUGGAGGUGUUUAAAACAGACUUUCAGCUGCGGCUGCUGUGGGGAAGCCGUGGAGCGUCAGUCAACCAAUCAGAUCGCUACAACAAAUUCAACCUCAUCCUCACGGCGUUGUCACGGAAACUGGAGCCCCCGCCCAAAACACAAACAUUAAUCUGACUUCACCUGGACAACAACUCUGUGACAUCCGGACGCACUUUGGACUUAAGAGAAGGAGAGAAGUAAACUGUGACGAGGCAGAAAGUUGAUCAGAGAACGAUCUGAUGAGGAAGAGGAUACUCUUCAAAAUCAAACAUCAUAAACAGUAAAAUAAAACAAUUACUCAAUCCCCCACAACUAUCAGACGUCACCUAUAAAAACACACACACACACACACACACACACAGGUCACUAAAUUCCUCCAUGUGUUGGUGAAAGAAAUCCUCCAAAAACAAAAGGUGAAAUCUGCCGCUUGGUCAGAGCUAAACUUUCAGUGGCUGAUAUUUGUGUGAAAACAGAGCAGACAAGAGAGGCUGAAAGGGAGACGUUGGUUUAGAAACUUUGCUCUUUUUCCUGAACAGUUUUAUAUUUACUCUGACAUUCCAGUUAGUGGAGAACAUAAUUAUAUAUUAAGACUAAAGGAGAAAAACAGCAAAUAGAUAUAUCUUGUGACGAAUACAUUAGGAGUAAAAUGUCAGUUUUAUAAACGCAGGAAGGAAAUGUUCCUACGUCUGUGUAUAUUGUCUAGAUAGAAAUAAAAAUUGUAUUUAAGAGUUUCAA
Molecule: messenger RNA, 3731 nt
Organism: Cottoperca gobio
Lineage: Eukaryota; Metazoa; Chordata; Actinopteri; Perciformes; Bovichtidae
Gene: bcar3
Product: BCAR3 adaptor protein, NSP family member
Exons: 18
Coding region: 33-3131 (1032 amino acids)
Biological process (GO): small GTPase-mediated signal transduction; positive regulation of peptidyl-serine phosphorylation
Molecular function (GO): phosphotyrosine residue binding; guanyl-nucleotide exchange factor activity
Source: RefSeq, a predicted model, not a curated record